Erinaceus europaeus (western European hedgehog) is the source of this 1080-nucleotide messenger RNA. RefSeq names its product adhesion G protein-coupled receptor D2 (gene ADGRD2). Lineage: Eukaryota; Metazoa; Chordata; Mammalia; Eulipotyphla; Erinaceidae. The record is from RefSeq and is a predicted model, not a curated record.
AUGAGGGUUCCCUUCAGAGAGGCUCUCCUCUCCCCUCAACCUACUGACGAGCCUCUGGUAGUAUGCCCUAGUGGCCCCAGGUCAGGUGGUGGAGACCAUGGAUGGAGGUUUUCAGGGCAUCGGCUGAGCUCGUGGCAUGCCCAAAAGGCUUGUGAACAGCAAUUUAGUCAUACGGCACUGGAGCCCUUGGAUAGCUUACUGACUCCACAGUUGCUCAACCCCAUCUGGGUGGGCCAAAGAGAGGCCCUUCUGUGGAGACUCCCACCCCAGUGCCGUGAGUUUGGGCCUAGGGUGCGAGAGCACCCGCAGGCUCUGACCGCGUGUGCGCAAGUGCAGUGGGACCCGGCCUCGCCCCACGCGGCGGUGCUCUUCUCCCAGGCGGUGUCUACACCGGCCAAUGCGCUGCAGCUGCGAGCCUUUGCCGAGCCGGGCGGCGUCGUACAGGCCACGCUAGUGGUGCGCAGCCACCAUGCACCCUUCCUCCCCGCCUUCCGGGACGGCCGCAGGCACCGCGUGUGCUGCACAGGGAGCAGCUUGAAGCUGGGCGUUGUUCGCCGACGCGAGGCGGCGCGAGGGGAAGAGGGGGUGGGCGCCGACCAUCGGGUGCCCCCUGGUGGCAUCCUCCCUAGCGGCAUCCAAGAUCUGGACCCCAUCGCCCCCCAAGGCGGCUUCUCGCGGCCUGACGCCUUCAGCGGCAUCCUCACCCACUUUAAUUUGUGGGCCCGGGGUGCUGAGCCCCGCGCAGUCUCCUCCUUCGCUGGCACCUCGGCGCCCUGGACUGCCCUCAGAAGAAGGCCCUUCGUGCCUUUGUGGGACCUGGGGCCAGGCACCAAGAGCUCUUCGCUGUGUCUGCAGUUGCUACCCUUUCUCUGCUACCAGACAAGUGCUUCCUGCCCAGGAUCUGCUGAAGAGAAGCUGGGCUGUGGAGCUGAUGGCAUUGAAGACUUCGAGUACGGCUCUCCACGUUCGGGACUCCCCUUGACUCCACAGCGCAGCGCAUCUCCAGGAACAAGAGAACCGCUGCGGUGUGAGCGCUUCAGUGUCAGCGCCUUUGUCUCCGCUGAAUGGGUGCGUUGCUAA